Falco peregrinus (peregrine falcon) is the source of this 617-nucleotide messenger RNA. RefSeq names its product acyl-CoA binding domain containing 7 (gene ACBD7). Gene Ontology annotation, biological process: fatty acid metabolic process. Lineage: Eukaryota; Metazoa; Chordata; Aves; Falconiformes; Falconidae. Gene Ontology annotation, molecular function: fatty-acyl-CoA binding. The record is from RefSeq and is a predicted model, not a curated record. The coding region runs from base 131 to 397 and encodes 88 amino acids. The transcript is spliced from 4 exons.
CCGUGUCCUGCCCGGGCCCCGCCGCCGCCGCCGCCCCCGCCCCGCCCCGCAGCGCGGCCCCCAGCGGCAGAACCGCCGCGGCGCCGCCGGGGAAGGAGCGCGGCUGCUCGCGGGGCAUCCUCGCAGCAUCAUGGCUCUCCAGGCUGACUUUGAUGGUGCUGCAGAAGAUGUAAAAAAAUUAAAAACAAGACCAACUGAUGAAGAACUGAAGGAACUAUAUGGAUUCUACAAACAGGCUACUGUUGGAGAUAUUAAUAUUGAAUGUCCAGGAAUGCUAGAUUUGAAAGGCAAAGCCAAAUGGGAGGCAUGGAACCUGAAAAAAGGUUUGUCAAAGGAGGAUGCCAUGAAUGCCUAUAUCUCUCAAGCAAAAGCAAUGGUAGAAAAAUAUGGGAUCUAGAAUAUGCAAAAUAAUUCCCACUAGUAGCUAUCUCUUCAGUAGCUAAAGAACUAACUGUUGAGAAAAAUGCAAUACUAACUCCUUAUUGUGUAGUCUGACAGCAGAAUCUUUUCAAGAUCAGCUGUUUGACUGUAAAGGUUAUUUACAUACAUACUCUAUUUUUAGAUUGUAUCUUAUUCUAAAUUAAUUUGAACCUAAUAAAUCAAGCUUUCUCUAAGAA